AUGGAGUCAGAAUCGCCUAUAAAGGAGAUCAAUAUAAAUCAUAACAUUGAUAAUGAAAAUAAUACAGUUUAGAAUAACAAUGAAGAAAAGGAAUUCAAUCCAAAAAUAGAGAAAAGAAAUUCUUCAAGGAAUAAUUCAAGAAAAUCAUCAAAAAAGAGUACAUAUAAAGCUAUGCUUAGGGAAUAAAAGCUAGGUAAUAUGAGAAGCUCACAAUCAUUAAAAAAUGAAGCUAUAGAUCAUUACUAACCAGAAUCUUGCAAAGAUAAAAUAUAAAGCUUUGUCACUUCCACUCCAUUCUCUAUUGUUAUGGCAAUCAUUACUUUGUAUGCAUUAUUCGCUGAUGAUAUUAGAGUAGCUGCAACAACAAAAGAUGCUGAUCCUUAUUUUUGGGGAGCAAGUGCUUUUUGUUUAGCAGCUUUCUCACUAGAAAUUAUCCUUCAAUCUAUUUCUACUCCUGGAUAUUUUUUGGGUUUCUUCUUUUGGCUAGAUUUCUUAUCUACAGUGUCAUUAAUUUUGGACAUUGGAUGGAUCUCAAAUCUGAUAUUCCAGACAGGAAAAGGUAAAGGAGGAAGUGUUGCAUCUCUUGCAAAAGCAAGUAGAGCAUCUCGUGUAGGAACAAGAGCAGGUAGAAUAGUUAGAGUUGUACGUCUUAUUCGACUGGUUAGGCUAUAUAAGCAUGCAUAGCAAGCUUUAUAAAAGCAAGCUAAAAAAUUCGAGGAAGAAUAAAGAUAAUUAAUGGAAGAAUAAAAAAGAAUGCAACAAGAUUAAAAAUCAGAGUCGUUUGAUAGCAUAAAUGAUCCCUAAUACUAAAGAAAUGGGACAGGAAAUUUCAAAAAAGGUAAUAGCAUAAGAAGCAAAACACCUUAAAUUACAAUGCUCCAAUAAAACGGAUUUACAGCUGCAAUGAACCCUGCAUUAAAUGGAACAUAAGAAAAUGGUUAGGACUAGCAAAAUGAUUAAAUGCGCACUUCUCAAAAUAAAGGAGAAAAAGGGAAAAUGCAGACUUUUUUAUAGAGAUAAGGAUUAGAUGACCAGACAAAUGAAAUAAUUCCUCUAAAUAAAAACAGAGUCACUCCAUAUGAUGUUAAUUCUAAAGCAAAAAGCAAUCACUCUGAAAAUAAUUUGGUGAAAUCAGAUAUGUUAGAAGAUUAACCACAAGAAAGAAACCAAAAGAGGCACCUUUCUUCAAAUAGAGAUAGAAAUUCAAGCUAUUCUAAAUCCCAAUCACUCAAUUAGAGUAGCAAUAAUAAUGUUAGCUAGAGUUCAGCAACUAAAGCAUCAAAACUUGCAAAUUAAGAAACAAAAGUCGGAAAAGCUUUAUCUGAUGUGACAAUAAAAAGGGUUAUAGUUAUAGUUCUAUGUAUUAUGUUUAGCAUUCCUAUUUUUACCUACGAUACUUAUACAGAUCCUGCAACUUCAUAUUAAGGUGGUCUGUCUUUAAUUUAUUAAAACAAACCAAGUCCAAUUGUUUAUCAAAACAGUAUUAGUCUCUAUACAAGCUUUAAUUAUAAUUAGUUCACACCUAUGAUUAGGCUUGAUAUCGAUGGAAUUAAAAUCUUCCCAGGAAUUAAUGAUACAGACGUCCCUGAUUUUACAACUCUUAGAGAUGCAGACCUAACGUAUUAUACAUAUUCAGAUGCAAAUGGUAAUAUAGUUGCGACUUCAAUAGUUAGUUCUUAGAAAUCAAAUCAGAUCGAUGCUGGUCUUUCUAUAUGUAGAACAGUAUUUGUAGCAGUUGUCUUAACAAUUGCUUCAAUUAAAUUUACAGGAGAUGUCGAAAAGUUUAUUCUUGAUCCAAUAGAAAAUAUGCUUUAAAAAGUUAAAAGAAUUUCUUAAAAUCCACUUGAAGCAGCUCAGAUGGAAGAAAAGGAGUAAUUUGCUAUUGAAUAACUUGAAUAAGAUGGUAAUGUAGAAGAGCUUAAAAGAAUCAAAGAGACUGAAGGUUAUGAAACAACAGUUUUAGAAAAAUUGAUCAUAAGAAUCGGAGCACUCUUAGCUGUUGGUUUCGGAGAAGCUGGAUCUGAAAUCAUAGCAAAAAAUAUGAAUAACAACGGAACAGUUGAUCCUAUGUUGCCUGGACUUAAAAUUAUGGCCGUUUUCGGUUUUUGUGAUAUCAGAAAUUUUACAGAUGCAACAGAAGUAUUAUAAUAAGGAGUCAUGCUUUUUGUUAACGAGAUAGCUUAAAUAGUGCAUUAAACUGUUGAUCAAAAUCUAGGCUCGGCAAAUAAAAAUAUAGGUGACGCUUUCCUACUAGUGUGGAAAUUUAGAGAAUAAGAUUAUUUAAAAAACGCAGAUGGUACUAUGGAAUUCUUAAAAAAUGAUAUUACAUCUAAUUAUGCUGAUUCCUCUGUAAUAGCUUUCGUUAAAAUCAUGGCAGCCAUUACUUUAUCAAAAAAAUUAAGAAAAUACAAGCACCAUCCAGGUCUCUAAAAAAGAUUGAAAGGAUACAAAGUAAAGAUGGGAUUCGGACUUCACUUUGGUUGGGCAAUUGAAGGUGCAAUAGGAUCAGAUUAUAAAAUUGAUGCUUCUUAUUUAAGUCCAAAUGUUAAUAUUGCUUCUAGAUUAGAAGCUGCUACUAAAUAAUUUGGUACAGGACUAUUAAUUAGUGGUAAUUUAAGAGACAUUUUAUCUGAAAAACUCUAAAAGUAACUAAGAAAGAUAGAUUGUGUCACAGUUAAGGGUUCUAUCGUUCCAUUAGAAUUAUAUACAUGUGAUGUUAAUCUUGAUAGACUCUAUGAAAAGAGAAAAGGGAAGGAUCCUUUUGACUUCUCCUAUUUUACUCCAUCCAUGCUAAGAAAGAAAAAAGUCAUAGACAAAAUGAAAAGAAACGCAUUAAAAUCAUAGAUUUUAAAGGGAACCCAAAAACCUUCAGACUUAUUUGACAAAGAUCAUGAUAUUAUAGAAAUGAGAAAGGAGUAUACCUAAGAAUUUUAUCAAGCAUGGGAAGAAGCAUAUAAAUGUUAUCAUGACGGAAAAUGGGUUGAGGCUGCUUCACUCCUUAAAAAAACUUUAGUUUGGUUCUAAUUUAGAUAAGACGGUCCAAGCCAAACUCUUUAUGAACAUAUAAAAGAAUCUACUUUCAUAGCUCCUAAAGAUUGGAAAGGAUUCAGAAUUUUGACAGAAAAAUGA
Molecule: messenger RNA, 3129 nt
Organism: Tetrahymena thermophila SB210
Lineage: Eukaryota; Ciliophora; Oligohymenophorea; Hymenostomatida; Tetrahymenidae
Product: cation channel family protein
Exons: 16
Biological process (GO): monoatomic ion transport; intracellular signal transduction; transmembrane transport
Cellular component (GO): membrane
Molecular function (GO): monoatomic ion channel activity
Source: RefSeq, a predicted model, not a curated record